Olea europaea var. sylvestris is the source of this 579-nucleotide messenger RNA. Its product is annotated as ethylene-responsive transcription factor 2-like. Lineage: Eukaryota; Viridiplantae; Streptophyta; Magnoliopsida; Lamiales; Oleaceae. Gene Ontology annotation, biological process: regulation of DNA-templated transcription; ethylene-activated signaling pathway. The record is from RefSeq and is a predicted model, not a curated record. Gene Ontology annotation, molecular function: DNA binding; DNA-binding transcription factor activity. The transcript has a single exon. Bases 1 to 579 code for a protein of 192 amino acids.
AUGGUAUACGAAAAUGGCGAUUAUGAAGCUGACUUUGAGCUUCUUGAUGGCUCACGAACUCCAAUAAGAUUCUCCGGUGAAAAUUAUUCUAAUGACAUGUUUAUGUAUGGUGUAGGCAAUGAUGCUAUAAGUGUAGGGUGGCUGCCAACUAUCUCCAUCACUUCUACAGUGGCACCAGCCGAAAGGGUUAGGGAGAUGACUGUGGAGAGGAUGGAGCCGUCGACGAAGGUGCCUAGGGUGAAGAAUUAUAGAGGUGUUAGGAGGCGGCUGUGGGGAAAAUUUGCAGCGGAGAUAAGGAAUUCAUCAAAAAAUGGGUCCCGAGUAUGGCAAGGUACAUAUGAGACAGCGGAGGAUGCUGCAUUGGCCUAUGAUAGGGCAACGUAUCAUAUUCAUGGCUCACGAACAUUGCUGAAUUUUUCGCAUAGGAUAAAUUCCGGCAAGCUGGAGCCCAUCCGUGUUACAUUAAAGAGGACUUCAACGUCACCGGAUCAGAUUUCUUAUUCCAGUUCAUCAAAAAAUAGGGCAACUAAGAAACGGAAGAAGGUGGUUGCACCGCCAGUGGUGCAAAAUGGGUGCUGA